Molecule: messenger RNA, 2130 nt
Organism: Danio aesculapii
Lineage: Eukaryota; Metazoa; Chordata; Actinopteri; Cypriniformes; Danionidae
Gene: ubxn7
Product: UBX domain protein 7
Exons: 11
Coding region: 16-1533 (505 amino acids)
Biological process (GO): proteasome-mediated ubiquitin-dependent protein catabolic process
Cellular component (GO): nucleus
Molecular function (GO): ubiquitin binding
Source: RefSeq, a predicted model, not a curated record
GUCAGUGGCGGCAAGAUGGCGACUCUCGGAGACGCAUCAGCCCCGGGGGUGAACGGGUUAAUACAACAGUUCACAGCCAUAACUGGAGCCACAGAGAGCGUAGGGAAGCAUAUGUUGGAAGCAUGUAACAAUAACCUCGAGAUGGCCGUCACCAUGUUUCUGGAUGGAGGAGGCAUCGCCGAGGAGCCCAGCACAAGCGCCAGUUCAGCCAGAGCGUCCAGCAGCAGAAUCUCCCCUGUAGAAGAUGAAGUGCGAGCACCCAUUCCUCAGAAGCAGGAAAUUCUGGUGGAGCCAGAGCCCCUGUUUGGAGUACCAAAGAGACGGAGACCAGCACGAUCAAUCUUUGAUGGAUUUCGGGAUUUUCAGACUGAAACCAUCCGACAGGAGCAGGAGUUGAGAAACGGAAGUGCAGUGGACAAGAAGCUGAGCACGCUUGCUGAUCUCUUCCGUCCCCCCAUCGAACUCAUGCACAAAGGCAGCUUUGAGACGGCAAAAGACUCAGGGCAGCUUGAGAACAAAUGGCUGAUGAUCAACAUUCAGAAUGUGCAGGAUUUCGCCUGUCAGUGUCUGAACCGGGACGUGUGGAGCAAUGAUGCUGUCAAAACCAUCAUCCGAGAACACUUCAUAUUCUGGCAGGUUUACCAUGACAGUGAGGAAGGGCAGAGGUACAUUCAGUUUUACAAGCUUAACAAGUUCCCCUAUAUUUCUAUCUUGGACCCCCGUACAGGACAAAAGAUGGUUGAGUGGAACCAGCUGGACGUGACCUCAUUCAUGGAUCAGGUCACAGGCUUCCUAUCAGAGCACGGUCAGCUGGAUGGACAGUCCAGUCAACCUCCCGCCAAACGGGCUCGUUCUGAGAGUUUGAUAGAUGCCAGCGAGGACAGUCAGUUAGAAGCUGCCAUCCGGGCGUCUCUUCAAGAAACGCACUACGAGUCCGCUCAAGAAAAGGCAGAGUCGCGCUCAGAUGAUGAUUCAGAUGCAGAGCCUUUCUCUGACAGUGAAGGUCUGAUCUCAGUCGAUGGCUCUGAUAAUGAGGCUGGAGCAGGGGAGGAUUCUUUAGAUGGACACACCUCCACAGAAUUAGCCCCUCCCACCAGAUCAGAUAGCCCCGCCCAUCACAGGAAGUCCCCCCAUAAAGAAUUGUGCCACAGAAAAGAGGAGAGUAAGAAGAACCACCUUGAGCCGGCAGGACUCAAUCACAGUCAGAUGGGACAAGCAGAAAACCACAGAUCCACAUCACAGCAGCCUUCAGAACCGGCCGGCACCAGCACAGCAGAUCCAGACGACAACGGUCCAAAGGCCCGCUUAAUGCUGCGAUAUCCAGAUGGCCAAAGGGAACAGAUAGCAUUGUCUGCUAAAGCUAAACUCAUGGCACUGGUGAGACACGUUCAGUCUAAGGGAUUCCCCAAUGAACGCUUUGAACUUGUCACCAACUUCCCCCGCCGAAGACUCGCUCAUUUGGACUAUGACAUUACACUGCAGGAAGCAGGACUGUGUCCGCAGGAAACUGUGUUUGUGCAGGAGAGAAAUUAGCCCCGCCCCUUGUAGAUAAACCCCACCCCUCAUGUCUUGUCACUUGUGCCCUAGAAAGACUGAAUUGACUGCGCCCUGUUACCACUUGUCUUUUUUUUUCUUCUUUUUUAUAAAAAUCCCAAAAGUCCCAAAUACCAGAACAUUAGUAGUUCACUGGGAGCGUCCCUGAGCUGCAUUUGUUAACAUAUUUAUUUACAAAAACCUCGGCACAUCCCAUCCUUUCUGGGUGUAAAUCCUGUCAAGAAAAGACAGUCCAUAUACAAAAGUUGUGCUCAUGUUUAUAUGGAAACUGAAUCCCCAGUGGGUAAAAAUGACAACGUUGUAUAUCAUGUAUAUGCAAAGAUUCAUAGAAUUGGAACAUGAGUUUGAAAAUGAUUUGAAAGACAUCUGAGCAGGUUGGGGUCCCGUUAAACAUGGGCUCAGGGGAUGAAUCGGGGUGGUUGGUUAUUAUUUAGAGGCAAACCCUCACAUAUCUCAUCUGCGAUGUGCAGGAAUGGAUGGAUUAGUGACAUUUAGCUCUAGUAAGUUUCUGUCUCCUUUUUUAUAUACUGCAUCAUUUCCACAAAAACUGAUUCUCAAAUAUAAUCAUUGAAACAA